UACUCAUACUGAAUUAAACAUAAAGCUCCACCAUGCUGAACUGGUCUGAAUCCUUACGAAAUAUCUAUAGUUGAUUGCAGCUCAAUACCUGAUCUCAGCCGUAUAGUACACUUUCUGAAGAAAGAUGCUUAUAAAUACCAAAAUGGAUACUGUAAUUAGUUUUAAAGGGCUUUAUAAAUAAACGGACCCCCCCUCCUCAUUAUUCCCGGGCAGCCUAGAAAAGCAGUUGCUACCUUGCUUCCGAAAUCUCGGCCUCUCUUUCCUCCUGAAGCAACUCCAGCUGCCGGAGGACAAACUUCUCAACCGGCGUCGCCAUCACGGCAGCCUCGCCCUCUCUGUUGUGGACUGCAGCCCGAAAUCAGAGUUCACAAAAUACCUCAUCAUGGCAAGGUUCUAAAGAGUGACCUGAAAUGCACCCUAACCCUUCACCAUAAGAGGCUGAACUUACAGUUUCAAGACAUAAAGAGGCCCUCAAAGUUAAAGUGCUUGUCAGACUUGCCAAUUGCAUAGAACUGCUUUGGAGAACAUUUAUGAUCAUCAAGUGGCAGAACUGGCAGAUAACUGAGCAGUGAGUGGAAUUUGGAGAUCGGGGAAGAGCAAAAUAUACUGUGCAGUCUGCGCCUCUCAUUGUGUACCAUGAGUUCAGCCAAAGUAAAGCAUGAUGGAGCCAAGCGCAGAAAAAACAAGAGAGGAAGUGGUGUUGUGCAAGGAUGUCCAUGUAGCAGUCUGGGUGAGAUGGCUGCAGGAACAUCUUCUAUACCCAGUAUUCCCUCUUUGCCAUCCACGUCCCUCAUGGCCUCACCUUUAGAAACUGCUAGCAUUUGCUCCUCUUCUAAAGCUGGGCUGAGUGUUCUGGAAACAACAGGCUCCUCAAGUGGUAGCAAAGAAAUGGAACAGAAAAAGAUGCAGAGCAAGUAUUGUGAAGAAAAUACUACUCCUAUACAGAUUUGUAGCCAAAGUAGAAUGGCAGCUUCAGCUACAGAAACAGUUUCAGAAACAGAGCCUAUUGAAUCAGAUGGAAAUGUUGAAGAAGUAGUAGAUCUUACCUGUGAGCCUUCCAUAGUUGAUCUCACCCAUAAUGAUUCAGUUGUAUUUGUUGAUGAGGUUAAACAGUGUCCCCAUCCAGAGUUAAGAGCCCAGGUGUUGUCUCAUGGCUAUAUAUUAUGCAGUGAUGAUGACAGUGAAUGCAGAGAGAGUGAUGUACCUGUUGCCAGCAAGUUGUCCAGCAAAUUGGACAAGGAGACAGUUGGAAGUUCAGGAUCUUCAGGCACUGUGAGUUGCCCAAUUUGCAUGGAUGGCUAUGCAGAAAUUGUGCGCAGUGGACGGCUUAUAGUGUCGACAAAAUGUGGUCACAUCUUCUGUAGUCAGUGCCUUUGUAAUUCUCUUAGAAAUGCCAGCUUUUGCCCAACGUGUAGGAAAAAACUCAAUCACAAACAGUACCAUCCAAUUUAUAUAUAAAGGUUUGGAUCCCCCUGAGAACACUUCAGUUGGGACUUUCUUGAGUACUUCAUAAACUUGAAUGUAUAUACAACUUAAAUGUGGCAGUUACUACUGGACUUCUUUUGUGGUUCAUUUGAACCACCCAAACAUCAUUUUGCUUUAAUGCCUUUUUACAACUUUCAGGAUCUGCAAGUGAUUAAAGAGCAGCUUGUUCUGUAACAGAUACGGCUAGUACCACCACAUGACUUUAGAACAAAUUUUAAAAAGUUUCUGUAUAAUUCUGUUACUUUUUCAGAAAAAGAAGGGUAUAGAGUGCAUUGCUUUAUUUGCCCAAGACCAGGCUAUUAGGACUACGAACAAAUUUAUGAUACAAACCCUUAAUUGAUGAGCUUGCUCUUAAAUAUGUAUCAUUCAGUCAUCAGCUGGUAAAAAAGUUGAAUCAACUGCUUUUCAUCAUAAACCUUUAAUUUUCAAAAUAGUGUCCUGUGACUCUCACAAGAUUGAAACUUGAGCUAUUGUAGUUGUAUAGUAGAAUUUGAGGUAUGUUCAUAGGACCAGUGUUUGAGCCUCUGAAUCAUCACUGUAUUGUACAUCCUAGUCUUGUGUGCAUCAUUUCAGUCUUUUGAAACAAGGACCAUUAUAGAAAAUAUCUUUGAACAUAUAAUAUAUAAAUUAAAUAUUAUCCACAAAGGCAUUUGAUCUCCCCGGCCACCUCAGAAUUCCAUAUGCAAACAACUCUGAAACAUUUGCAUAGAAGUUGAGUUGUAUGUAAAAUUAACAUUGUUAAUCACUACUUUCACCUGACUUCUACUUGUAUAGAUAUUAUUAACAAAUAACUUCAAAUUUAAUUUUAUUCCACACCUGUUUCACCAAUGUGACAUUUUACCCUAUUAGAAAGUUUUAGAAUAUUUAAUUGCAUUUGAGUUGUACUAGGAAAAACUGGAUUUCUGUGCAGAAUCCUGAAUAUGCAAACCAAAACUGCAGAGAUACGGUAAUCACCACUUUUGGCAUAUGCUAGCGUUCCAUAGCCUGGUGCUGUCCAGCUGUGUGGAACUGCAAUUACCACCACCACCACCCAGCAUAGCUUUUAGCUGUACUGCUAGUGAAGAUAGAUUUAAUACUUUCAGGCUCUAGUUUGGGAGUAUCAUGUUUAUACUGUGUUCAGCCUUCUGAAAAAUGCUUCAUUAGUUUAGUCUUUUCACUAAUAUUUUUGCAAUAUUAUGUGUGUUACAAUGGCUUCAGCUGUUAGAUGCCCUUUCCCUGUUUAGAGAAACACUAAAUCUUUGCAGGAAAAGGCAAAACGGUACAGAAAAGCAAAACAAUGUUCAGUGAACUAUUUAGGGGCAACUAAAAAACUGUCUAAAUUAGAGCUAGAAAUUUAGUAAUAAAUUGUUAUGUUCUUAACUAUGCUUUUCUCAAAUGUUGGCUAAUAUAGCUGUGUAAAAUAUGAUGGACAAUUAUUUAGCAAUGAGUCAAAAUUUACAAUUGCCUGACUGUAUGGAUUGUUGCAUACUAUUCUCUUCAGACUUUUCAAAUUUUUCUAGAAUACUGCAUUAGUAUAUUGUUAAUAAAACAUGGUAUGGUCAACAAAGUUCUGUAAUAGCAUUUAUGGCUGAAAUCAAGUUGUAAGUCAGUACAAGAGUCGGCCCAUUUAAUCAGUGGUAUUUAUGGAGGAGUGGACUGACCAGAUCUCCACUGAUACCACAAGCCUACUCUAGUUGUGGCUUACUACUGAAUUUCAUCUAGUGAGUUCUGCCAUUUCUCAAGGAAAGGUAACACAACAAAUAUCGUACCAAUAGGGUUGCCAACACUCAGAAGAGUGAAAAUGAAUCAUUUGGCAUUUGGUUUCAGAGCAUGUAAUAUUGGCUGAGUAAGAAAGCAGGAGUAUUUAAGACACUUUCAAUUCUUUGCUUGUAAUUUUACCUUUGUUAAGUAAUUACUAAGUUCAUGUUUAUGUUUUGGGCAUUAUUAUGUUUGUUGGCAUUUACUUUUGUACUCCAGAUGAAAGUAAU
Messenger RNA from Pogona vitticeps (central bearded dragon), 3452 nucleotides. It is a transcript of the gene MRPL21, whose product is annotated as mitochondrial ribosomal protein L21. Gene Ontology annotation, cellular component: ribosome; PML body; mitochondrial large ribosomal subunit. Gene Ontology annotation, biological process: positive regulation of transcription by RNA polymerase II. The record is from RefSeq and is a predicted model, not a curated record. Gene Ontology annotation, molecular function: transcription factor binding; structural constituent of ribosome. NCBI's taxonomy places the organism in Eukaryota, Metazoa, Chordata, Lepidosauria, Squamata, Agamidae.